Messenger RNA from Tauraco erythrolophus (red-crested turaco), 561 nucleotides. Lineage: Eukaryota; Metazoa; Chordata; Aves; Musophagiformes; Musophagidae. The record is from RefSeq and is a predicted model, not a curated record.
CCCUUCGGCCUCAGCACCAGCCCCGCGGUCCUGUCCCACUACGGCGUCGCGGCGAACACCGUCACGGUCUUCCGCAGGGUAGAUAAUGACCGGAGGGAUCUGGAUAUGAGCAACAAAGAUGUUGAUGCUGAGAAGAUCACUCGUUUCAUUCGGAUGAACGAGCUCCGCCUGGUGACAGAGUACAAUCCUAGGACAGCAGUAGGUGUGAUGCAGAGUUCCUUCCAGCUUCACCUCCUCCUGAUCACAGACAAGAUGUCUCCAAAGCACCCUGAGCGAAUGCACAGAUACCGGUUGGCAGCAGAGCUCUUCAAGGGGAAGAUUCUCUUUAUCAUGGUAGACAGCAAUUUGAAGAGCAAUGAACAAACAGUGUCAUUCUUCAAACUGAAGAAGUCCCAGCUGCCAGCUCUGGCUAUAUUCCAUGUACCAGAUGAAGAGCAAGAUGUAUUGACUCUGGAUGAAGUCUCCGUUGAGGGUGUACAGGACUUCUGUAAUCGUUUCUUGCAAAGAAUGCAGAAGAAAGAAGACAAACCUGAGGAGAAGGCCCUCAAUGAGGAACUCUGA